Molecule: messenger RNA, 2948 nt
Organism: Phlebotomus argentipes
Lineage: Eukaryota; Metazoa; Arthropoda; Insecta; Diptera; Psychodidae
Product: glycerophosphocholine phosphodiesterase GPCPD1
Exons: 7
Coding region: 593-2635 (680 amino acids)
Biological process (GO): glycerophospholipid catabolic process
Molecular function (GO): glycerophosphocholine phosphodiesterase activity; starch binding
Source: RefSeq, a predicted model, not a curated record
AUGAGGCAAGCUUGUCACUUUGUUGAGAUUCUCUGGGUUUGAGCUUGGUGUGUGCGUCGCGAAAACCUCAUUUAUCAAUAAUAGCUCGUGCAGUUUAGUAUUAAAAGUAUAAAAUGGCAUCAGACAACUGCAUAUUCGGUGAUGGAAGCACUAAAUGUAGCCAGAACGUGUAGUAUUUGUGUGGAUUUCGUGGUGAAAAAGUGUUACAUUUUUCAUUUUACGCUCUUUUGUUUACCUUUGUGGGUUGUAAGAAAGUUUCAUUCAUUUCACCAAGAAGGAUAAUCGGCUUUUUCGUCUGCUGCCCCGAACUAAUUAGGGCUUAAUUCCUGGAGCAUUGAGUGUCUCGUGAGUAAGUGAGGUGUCGAGAAUAGAGAAGGAGUGUAGUAAGAAGUAACUCAGGUCAUUGGAAGUCCUUGGGCGAGUGAAAAUCGUAAACUGUAUAUCGAGUUGUUGAGCAGAGAGCAAGAAACUCAGGGCCGCAUUUGGAAUUCCGACUGAUCUUCAGGAAAAGAGGGUCACCGAGGUACUGCGACGUACAGCAUCAGUGGACAAGUGUUCUUUGCUUCUAUAACACGGAAACAACAGAAGAACGAUGCAGCGUUGGUGGUACAUUGAUGAUAGCAACAAGAGCGGCAAGAGUGAUGUGGCAACUUUUAGUGCUCCUCGGUCGCGGAUCAGCGCGCCACGUCAAUUGGACGACCGGAAGUGGACCUUUAAAGUUCACACUCCGCAGCAGCUUGGCAACAACAACGAGAUCGUGGCAAUUGCCGGAGAUUGCGAGCAGCUUGGCAAUUGGAAGCCCAAUGAUGUGUUCCCUAUGGAGAGGGUCGAAGGAAGUGAUAUCUGGGCCGCUGUUGUGGACAUUCCUUCUCAACGUGUUAUCAACUAUCGCUAUUUGAUUUGCGCUGUCGAUCCGGCCACUCAGAAUGUACAUGUGCGACAAUGGGAGACUCACCUUACUGCCAGGAGCAUUCCUGCCUUCACGGACACCUUGGAGUCGUUCGACACGUUUGGUGACAUUGGCGGAACGUAUAAAGUUGACAGAGGAUGGCUGACCACAGAGACUAUCUUCCAAUUCUCCUUCUACAAUAAUCCAUUCAUGCUCACGGGAAAGGCAAAGAACAAAUUGAUAUACGUAAAGUUGACUCCAAUGAAUUUGCGUGUAAGCUCUGAGGCCCAAGAUAUUGCUGCCGUUCUUGAAGAAUCGCUGUCGAAUGAUACCCGUGAAAAUGGCACAGAACAGCCAGCAUACGCCUUCACGGAAUGCGUAUCACUGCAAAGCGAUGAGGCCAAACUAGAGCCGCUCUCGCAAUUUGGCCGCGCCUAUCAUCCGGAUGAUAUUUUAAUGUUUCACGUUACAGUGACGGAGCCCGAGAAUGUGGCCUAUUUAAUCGAUUUGUAUACAUACAGUUCUAGGACAUGCCAGGAAGAGCCGCCGCGACAUGUUGGUUAUCACUAUAUAUUGCCUAAUUUGUUGAAGAAAUCCGAAGGGCAAUUGGAGUUGUCAGUGACAUGCGCCUCCAAGCAUCGCCCGCUCGGCAUGAUGAGAGUGGAGUAUGUGAAGAUAACGCCAUUCGCGCCGCAAAAGCUGAAUUUGAAGACGUCAUACGUAAGACACUGGAAUCCCAAGUGGAAGGGCUUGGAAAUUGGACACCGCGGCUCAGGCACGAGUUUCAAGUCGAAGGACGGCAAUCUCAUAAGGGAGAAUACAAUCGCCUCGCUGAAAAAGGCUGUGGCGCAUGGAGCCGAUAUGGUGGAAUUUGACGUGCAAUUGAGCAAAGAUCUCGUGCCCGUGAUUUAUCAUGAUUUCUCUGUGUACGUGUGCCUCAAGAGGAAGAAGCAAAUUGAUACUAAUGACAUGCUGGAAUUGCCAAUGGGCGAUCUGACACUGGAGCAAUUGAACAAUCUCAAGGUGUACCAUGUUGAGGAAGGAAAAUCACGUGAGCCGCGCUUCUUCGAUGAGGAUUUGGAGGAGCAUCAGCCAUUUCCAACGCUGGCCAAAGCCUUGGAGACAAUCGAUCCUCACGUGGGCUUCAAUGUGGAGGUGAAAUGGUCAAUGCGCUUCUCAGAUGGCACACGCGAGAGUGACUACAUGACGGACAAGAAUCUGUAUGUGGACGCUAUUUUGGACGUGGUUCUCAAUCAUGCAGCAACACGGCGGAUUGUCUUCUCAUGCUUUGAUCCCGACAUUUGCACGAUGCUGCGCUUCAAGCAGAACUUGUAUCCAGUGAUGUUUCUCACGUGCGGCGACACAGCCAAGUAUCCAAAGUAUUACGAUCCACGCUGCAAUUCUCAUGGUAACGCCAUUAAGAAUGCCUGUGCGAUGGAGCUCCUGGGAAUAGUGGGGAAUUCUGAAGAUUUACUGAAGAACCAACAAUCGAUUCAGCAGACCAUCGACAACGGUUUGAUAAUUUUUUGCUGGGGCGAAGAGAAUAAUUGCUCCAAUACGAUUCGACACCUGAAGAAUUUAGGACUUCAUGCCAUUAUUUAUGAUAAGAUGGAUGUGUUUUCAACCAAAGAACGGAAGGAGAACAUCUUUUUAUUGGAGGCUCGCGAAUCCCAGAAUGAAUUGCUGCAGAAUAUUCACGAGGAGAAGCGCAAAGACAUAUUGGAUAAACUGGUUUCUGCCAAAUAAAUAAGAUCUCUAACAUUUUUAAAAAUAAUGUGCAAAUCUUGUCUUGAGUAAUAUUUCAUAAGAUAGUGGAGGAUUGAAUAAAAUUUGCAUAAGGAGUUUUACCAAUUACUAAAAAUUGACCGCUGAAAAUUACUUUUUAUCUUUUCUCGUUGUUGUAAAAUGGAAUUAUAUAAGAGAAGCAAAUGACGAUAUUUAUUUCAAAAUAAACAAUAUUUUACCUCAUAUUAGUGUUAAGGUAAAGUGGUAAUUUGAUAUGGAGUUCUAUGAUGGUUUGCGGUAAUGUUUCUGGAAAAUAAAUAUAAGAUAGAGAUAA